AUGGGUCUCUUCGAUGCUUUCAACAACGACGCCUCUGGCCGUGACGAGGUCUACAACAUUGACUCCAGCAACGAGGAGCACAAGGCCAAGCUCUCCCAUGAGCUCAUCGGCGGUGCCGCCGGUUUCGAGGCCAUGAAGGCUUACGAGCAACACCAGGCCGCCAACGGCAAGCCCGCCAACCACGCUCUGGCCAAGGAGCUCCUUGCUGGCUUUGCCGCUGCCGAGGUCGACAAGCUUUUCGAGACCAAGGGUCUCGACGCCUACGACCGAGAAGAGGCCAAGAGGCACGCCAAGCAGCAAGCUGAGCAGGCCUUGAACCAGUCUGGCGAGUACUGA
Molecule: messenger RNA, 336 nt
Organism: Cryptococcus amylolentus CBS 6039
Lineage: Eukaryota; Fungi; Basidiomycota; Tremellomycetes; Tremellales; Cryptococcaceae
Exons: 5
Coding region: 1-336 (111 amino acids)
Source: RefSeq, a predicted model, not a curated record